AUGGUCGCAAGAACCCAGUACAUCCCAACUGCAGCAAGCGAGCACUGCAGUUGCUACGCCGUGUCGCUCACAUCUGAUCUACUUCCAAGACCAUUCCCCAUACCACCUUCCGCUCCUUCCUGCGGAAUGUCCCUCCGGCUGUCCCCUAGAAUAUCCCCUAAAUCACUACAGCGCGAGUACGGCUCGCUGUACAACAUCGUGCUUCUCUCCAUCCAUCCCUCUUCCCCACCCAUUCCCACCCCUUGUAACUCCAUUCCGCCCCUUCUCGCCCCAUUCCACCCCUUCUCACCCUUUCCCACUCCCCAGUCCCUGCAGCGCGAGUACGGCUCGCUGUACAACAUCGUGCGUCUCUCCAUCCGCACGGACCUGCCAGACACGCCGCCAUCCGGCCCCUUGUCACUCCUUGUCACCCCUUGUCACCCCUCUCUACCAGUCUCUACAGCGCGAGUACGGCUCGCUGUACAACAUCGUGCUCCUCUUCCUCCGCACGGACCUGCCAGACAUGCCGCCAUCCGCCCUCUACCCCACCCAUUCUCACCCCUUUUCACCCCUUUCCACCCCUUCUCACCCCUUCGCACCCCUUCUUUCCCCUCUCAGUCUCUACAGCGCGAGUACGGCUCGCUGUACAACAUCGUGCGUCUCUCCAUCCGCACUGAUCUCCCAGACAUGCCGCCGUCCGGCCUCUUUGAUGACCCUAUGGAUGACCCUGCCGAGACGCUCGCAGCACAAGCUGGAGCGGACGCGGCAGCAGGGGGUUCGGAGGAAGGGGUUGAGGCGGCAGGGCGGCCGUUGGAUGCUGCUCUCGCAUACUCGUACGAUGCCCAGAGGGACUCUGCUGCUGCGCUGGGUUCGAUGCUGGAGAUCCAACAGAGGGUGCAGCAACAGAUAUCAGCCAUGAGUGCUGCCGGUGCUGGGUCCCCCCUCGGACCUCACACCCCCUCCCAAACACAACCAACCGCCUCCAACCCCGCAGCACAUUCCUCCCAGCCGGCAAUACCAUCCGCCACAACCGCCACAGCCGCUACAGCGGCGUCUGUAGCGGCAGCAGGCGGCGGCAGCAGCCCCUUUGCGAGCCUGUGGAAGAACAUGGCGUCUCAACUCUCGCGCGCGUUUGAAACGCUGCUGCCCCCCCCCUCGCCUGAUGAUCCUCCCCUGGGAGUAAGCACUGGGGCUGGGGGGAUAGCUGCUCGGACAGCGGCAGGAGCAGCAGGGGUGGCUGCGGUGGCAGGAGCGGCAGGGAUAGAAGCAGGGGCAGCAGCGGCGGCUCUGGCAGGGAUUGGAGGAGGUGCAGUAGCAGGAGCAGGAGGGGUGGGGUUGGUUGUGGGUGAGAGCGGAGUGGCCGCAGUGGAGGAGGCGUGGGGGGGGAACGUGCAGUCUGGGAGCAGCGGAGUCAUUGACAUCACUCCGCAAGCCCCCCUGGCAGGCGCGCAGAGCAGCCUGGUGCGGCUGGCAGGGGAGGUGCGAUCUAAUGACGCGCUUAUCUCGUCCGUCAACCGUGAAAUGGAGGAGGAACGGCAGCGGCUGCUGAACAAGGCGCAAUCAGUGGCACAGGAGGUGCAGCAGCGAGUGACAGUGGGGGAUAUGGAGGCCGUGGUGGGUGCAGCGGUAGAGACAAUGCAAUCGGAACUCCAGGCAGCACAGCAGCGCACUCGCCAGCUGCUUAUACAGGUGGAACUGAAGGACCGGGAGAUGAGGCUGAGGCGCGAGGAGUGGGAGAAGGAACGGUCUUCCAUGGUGGCUUCCCUGCAGCAGCUCGUACUUGCUAAAGGCGGAUCCCGGUCGUCAGGAGCAGGAUCAGGCACAGCAACAGCCACUGCCACUCCUGAGCCAGACAGCACAGGGGACUCUAUAAUGCGUCUCCUUGCCCUUCAAGCUGCAGUUUCUCGGGCAGAAGAAGCUGAGCUGGCGACUGCCGCCCGGCUGGAGCGCGUCGCUGACGUGCUCGGGCGGGAGAUUGCCAAAUUGCGGCGCGACAAGCGGGCGCUGGAGUCCCGCGCGCAGCUGCUGACGUGGCGGCUGGAGGCGGUGCAUGCCAAGCUGGCGGCGGUGUUUGGGGAGUUGGUGGGGGUGAGGGAGGCGAUGAGUGCGGGGAGGGUGGAGGAGGGUAUGGCGAUUCUUGAAGGCAUUUUCAUUAACCACAACGGCACGUCUUCAAGUUGGACUGCUGUGCCCGGCAUGAGGAUGAAGAACUCCACUGCCAAGGGGCUGGCUGGCUUUCCUCCGGCCACUGUCCCUGUUGCCCUGCAGAAAACUCCUCACCUCUGUCUCUCUCCCCCUGUGCCCUCCUCCUCCUGGCAGUUGGACUGCUGUACCCGGCAUGAGGAUGAAGGACUCCACUGCCAAGGGGCCGGCUGGCUUUCCCCUCAAGGUACGUUCCUCGUGUACUCCAUAAGAGCAUCCUCGCUUGAGUUUGUGACCAAUAAUGGAGCGGCUACAUGGGACAGUUCCCCGAGUGGUGGAAACUACACCAUCGACCGCCCCGGUUGCUUCGUCCUGUCGUCUGGACGUUUGACAGAGUUCAAAGGAGCGGACGUGAAUGCCAAAGAUAGGUCGGGGCAGACGGCGUUGCAUUGGGCGGCAGUGCGAGGUGGCAUCGCUGUUGCUGACGUGUUGCUGCAACGUGGCGCUGACGUGGAGGUUGCGGAUUCACACGGUUACAGGACCACACACGUGGCAGCGCAGUACGGGCAGACGGCGUUACUAUACCACAUUGUUGCUACGUGGGGGGCCUUGGCUGAUACCACUGACAACGACGGCCGUACCCCGCUGCACUGGGCGGCCUAUAAGGGCUUUGCAGACCCCAUCCGCCUGCUGCUCUUCUGUGACGCAUACCUCUCACGGCCCGACAAGGAGGGGUGCACGCCCCUUCAUUGGGCGGCAAUCAGGGGUAAUUUGGAUGCGGUUACCCUAUUGGUCCAGGCUGGCAGCAAGGAUGAUUUGAUUGCGACGGACUCCACUGGGAGCAUGCCAGCUCAGCUCGCGAGUGACAAGGGGCACCGCCACGUGGCGCUUUUCCUGUCCAAUGCGCGCAAGGUGUUUGACGCCCGGCACGACACCAAGGGAUUGGCAGGCAAGAUGGCGAGAUACGGUCUUGCACCCGCGCUCUGGGCGGUCAUUAUUGGAUUACUUAUCGGCUUCACCAAUGCAGUUGUCUUCUCCACCACGCUCCCAGUGAUAACAGCGACCAUGGCAGCAUGGGCGUGGGCCGUCUUCAUCUGUGCUGGCACCGGCAUGUAUUUCCUUUACCGCUCCUCCACGCAAGAUCCAGGCUACGUGCAGUCGCCACGGCUGCAGAGCCUUAAGAAGCAACAGGAGGAGGAGAUGGUGCCUCUAAGAGCAGAUUACAUGGAUCCGGUGCUGCAGUCGGGUCAAUGGUCGCAGCUGUGUGUCACCUGCCGGAUCGUACGGCCUAGGAGGUCGAAGCAUUGUUCCAUCUGCAAUAAGUGUGUGACUCAGUUCGACCACCACUGCCCCUGGAUCUCCAACUGCGUGGGCAAGCGCAACAAGUGGCAUUUUCUCAUGAUGCUCAUGCUUGAAAUGGCAGCCAUGGUCAUCGCCCUCUCCCUCGCCUUUGGCCGCCUGAUGAACCUGGAGGGAGCACCAGCAGCAGGAGCGGGGUGGCUGGGGUACGUGGCAAUGAACCACACAGGAGCGCUGGUGUUCAUAAUCGCGGAUGGCUUCAUGCUGCUGUCCGUGCUGGGUCUUGUCGUGUCACAAGGCUCUCAGGUGGCUCAGAACAUAACAACAAAUGAAAUGGCCAAUGCCCAUCGCUACGCCUACCUGAGGGGCCCUGACGGCAAAUACUUCAACCCUUUCAACCGCGGCUGCUACCAAAACUGCGCUGAUUUCUGGACCACUGGGGAAACCACCGACACCGAAGGUUCCUGGAAGCCUCCUCCGCCGCCCGGCCCGUCAGGCGCGUUUUUCCGGCGGAUUUUUGGGGUUGGGCGGCACGGGGAGAGAGGGGGCAGGUGCUGUGCACAUAACCAUGGGCCAGCGGGGGGAGGAGGGGGUGGGGCGGGGAAGGAGUGUGAGGGAGGAGGAGGAUUGGGUGGUGGUGGUGGUGCUGCUCCCGGUGGUGCUGGGGUGACCACUGGCAUGGCGGGGCAUGCGGGGCGCGGGCAGAGAGCUUCGGCCGGGCCUGUGGGGCUGGGAGGUAUGGGGCUGGGCGCUAGAGUUGCGAGAGUGGCGGCGAGGGAAUAG
Closterium sp. NIES-65 is the source of this 4203-nucleotide messenger RNA. Lineage: Eukaryota; Viridiplantae; Streptophyta; Zygnematophyceae; Desmidiales; Closteriaceae. The record is from the annotation of a GenBank genome assembly.